Etheostoma spectabile (orangethroat darter) is the source of this 3899-nucleotide messenger RNA. It is a transcript of the gene adcy8, whose product is annotated as adenylate cyclase 8 (brain). Gene Ontology annotation, biological process: cAMP biosynthetic process; adenylate cyclase-activating G protein-coupled receptor signaling pathway; intracellular signal transduction. Gene Ontology annotation, molecular function: adenylate cyclase activity. The record is from RefSeq and is a predicted model, not a curated record. Gene Ontology annotation, cellular component: plasma membrane. Lineage: Eukaryota; Metazoa; Chordata; Actinopteri; Perciformes; Percidae.
AUGGAGCUAUCCGAGGUCCGGUGCUCCAGCGCGAGCGAGGAGCUGUACACCAUCAACAAGACGCCGAGCAGCAGCGGCAGCAGCGGCAGCGGCGGCACCGCGCGACCCAAACGCCUGCUGUGGCAGAACGCGGUGCGGCACAUCACAGAGCAGCGGUUCAUCCACGAGCAGGGCGGGGGAGGCGGGGCGGGGGUGAAGGGCAUCGGCUCGGACGAGCCCUACGACCCGAGCCAGGGCGCGCGGAAGCACUCUGCGGGGCGGACGUCGGUGGGAGACCGGCACAACAACGGCGGCACCAAGGUGUUCCCGGCGGAGCGCGCAAGUAGCGACCUGGGCUUCCUGCAGAUCGACUGCGCGCCGAGCAACUCGGACUUUUUCCUCAACUGGGGCUACACGUACCGGGGCGUCAUCUUCCCCACGCUGCGGAACUCCUUCAAGUCGCGCGACCUGGAGCGGCUCUACCAGCGCUACUUCCUGGGCCAGAGGCGCAAAUCCGUGGUGGUGAUGAACAUCCUGGACGUGGUGACGAAGCUCACGCUGCUGGUGCUGCACCUGACGCUGGCCUCCUCCCCGAUGGACCCGAUCAAAGGCGCGCUCCUGGGCUUCUUCACGGGCAUCGAGGUGGUCAUAUGUGCCUUAGUGGUCGUGCGGAAGGACACCACGUCGCACAGCUACCUGCAGUACAGCGGCGUGGUCACGUGGGUGGCCAUGGCGACGCAGAUCCUGGCGGCCGGGCUGGGCUACGGGCUGCUGGGGGACGGGGUGGGGUACGUGCUCUUCACGCUGUUCGCCACCUACAGCAUGCUGCCGCUGCCGCUCACGUGGGCCAUCAUGGCCGGCCUGUUCACCUCAGGGCUCCACAUCCUAGUCCAGAUGCUCAUCUCCCAGAAUGCACCGCUCUCCACCAACCAGGUCGCGGCUCAGGCCGUGUUGUUCAUGUGUAUGAACACGGCGGGGAUCUUCAUCAGCUACCUGUCGGACCGCGCCCAGCGGCAGGCCUUCCUGGAGACGCGGCGCUGCAUCGAGGCUCGGCUGCGACUCGAGACCGAGAACCAGAGACAGGAGAGACUGGUCUUAUCAGUCCUGCCACGUUUUGUAGUUUUGGAAAUGAUCAACGACAUGACAAAUGUAGAGGACGAACACCUCCAGCAUCAGUUCCACAGGAUCUACAUCCACCGCUACGAGAAUGUCAGCAUUCUUUUCGCAGAUGUUAAAGGCUUCACAAACCUCUCCACGACGCUGUCGGCGCAGGAGCUGGUGCGAAUGUUGAAUGAACUCUUUGCACGCUUCGACCGCCUCGCACACGAGAACCACUGUCUACGGAUAAAGAUCCUGGGAGACUGUUACUACUGUGUGUCCGGUCUCCCCGAGCCCAGACAGGACCACGCCCACUGCUGUGUGGAGAUGGGCCUCAGCAUGAUCAAAACCAUCAGAUACGUGCGAUCGCGCACGAAACACGACAUCGACAUGCGGAUCGGGAUCCACUCGGGCUCGGUGCUGUGCGGCGUGCUGGGACUCAGGAAGUGGCAGUUUGACGUCUGGUCCUGGGACGUGGACAUCGCCAACAAACUGGAGUCCGGAGGGAUCCCGGGGAGGAUCCACAUCUCCAAAGCGGCGUUGGACUGUCUGAACGGCGACUACGAGGUGGAGGAGGGUCACGGCAAGGACCGCAACGACUUCCUGCGCCGUCACAACAUCGAGACGUACCUCAUCAAGCAGCCGGAGGAGAGCACGCUCAGCCUGCCCGAGGACAUCAUGAAGGACUCGGCCAGCUCGGCGGACCGCCGCGCCAGCAGCACCACCUUCAACGAGGCGUCCUGGAGCCCCGAGCUCCCCUUCGACAACAUCGUCGGGAAGCAGAACACUCUGGCUGCCCUAACGAGAAAUUCGAUAAAUCUGCUUCCAAACCAUCUCGCACAAGCUUUGCAUGUCCACUCUGGUCCUGAGGAAAUUAACAAGCGAAUAGAGAGCGCCAUCGACUUAAGGAGUGGCGAUAAGUUGAGAAGAGAGCAUAUGAAGCCUUUCUCACUGAUGUUUAAAGACUCCAGCCUGGAAGAGAAGUACUCCCAGAUGAGGGACGAGGUCUUCAAGUCCAACCUGGUGUGCGCCUUCAUCGUGCUCAUCUUCAUCACCACCAUCCAAAGCCUGCUUCCCUCUGCCAGGAUGGUAACCAUGGUGAUCCAGUUCUCAAUCCUCAUCGUCCUCCAUUCCUGUCUGGUCCUAGUUACCACGGCGGAAGACUACAAGUGUCUGCCCCUGGUCCUGCGCAAAACCUGCUGCUGGAUCAACGAGACGUACGCAGCGCGAAACGUCAUCAUCUUCAUCUCCAUCCUCAUCAACUUCCUGGCGGCCAUGAUCAACAUACUGUGGUGCGACUUCGACAAGUCCAGCACCUUGAGGAACCAGACCUACAACGAGUCGGUCUCCAUCCCGGACAUCUGCUUCUACCCAGAGUAUUUCGUGUUCACGGGGGUCCUGGCGAUGGUGACCUGUGCCGUCUUCCUGCGGCUGAACUCUGUGUUGAAGUUGGCGGUGCUGCUGGUGAUGAUCGCCAUCUACGCGCUGCUCACCGAAGCUUUCUACACCUCGCUGUUUGUCCGCUACGACACCGUCCACCACAACACUGAAAACUUCCUGGGGACCAAGGAGACGUCUCUGCUGCUGAUGGCCAUGUUCCUCCUCGCGGUGUUUUACCACGGCCAGCAGCUGGAAUACACGGCGCGGCUGGACUUCCUGUGGCGCGUCCAGGCCAAAGAGGAGAUCAACGAGAUGAAGGAGCUGCGGGAACACAACGAGAACAUGCUGAGGAACAUCCUGCCCAGCCACGUGGCCCGACACUUCCUGGAGAAGGACCGGGACAACGAGGAGCUGUACUCCCAGUCCUACGACUCGGUGGGCGUGAUGUUCGCGUCCAUCCCGGGCUUCGCCGACUUCUACUCCCAGACUGAGAUGAACAACCAGGGAGUCGAGUGCCUCAGGCUCCUCAACGAUAUCGCCGACUUUGACGAGUUGCUGGGCGAGGAGCGCUUCCAGGACAUCGAGAAGAUCAAGACCAUCGGCAGCACCUACAUGGCCGUCUCCGGUCUGUCCCCCGAGAAGCAGCAGUGUGAAGAUAAGUGGGGUCACCUGUGUGCGCUGGCGGACUUCGCCAUCGCCCUCAACGAGAGCAUCCAGGAGAUCAACAAGCACUCGUUCAACAACUUUGAGCUGAGGAUCGGGAUGGCCCACGGCUCGGUGGUGGCGGGUGUGAUCGGCGCCAAGAAGCCCCAGUACGACAUCUGGGGGAAGACGGUGAACCUGGCGAGCCGCAUGGACAGCACGGGCAUCAGCGGCAAGAUCCAGGUCCCCGAGGACACCUACCUGAUCCUGAAGGAGCGCGGCUUCGCCUUCGAGUACCGCGGCGAGAUCUACGUCAAGGGCAUCAGCGAGCAGGAGGGCAAGAUCCGCACGCACUACCUGCUGGGCCGCGUGCAGCCCAACCCGCUCAUCAUGCAGCCGCGCAAGAUCACGGGCCAGUACUCGCUGGCGGCCGUGGUCCUCGGCCUGGUGCAGUCCCUGAACCGCCAGAAGCAGAAGCAGAUCCUGAACGACAACAACAACUCGGGCAUCCUGAAGGGCCACCACCACUACAACCGCAGGACGUUGUUAGCGCCCGGUAGCUCCGAGGUGGGAGCGGGGCAUCACCCGGAGGCAGCUGAUAAGACUGAGCUGUCCUGAAGGUGCACCCUGGGAGUUGUAGUUCCACGCAGGUUUUUCCCACAGAGGCAGAGCCGCUCUGCAGGCAGAACACAUUCCAGAGGUUAAGUUAAACUUCAAAAGAUGAGGGUUUUCUUUUGAGAUUUUUUUUUUUAGGCUUUUAUUUGAUAGGUCAGCUUAUUCAUUUAAGGGGAGAGAGAGAG